Molecule: messenger RNA, 749 nt
Organism: Acyrthosiphon pisum (pea aphid)
Lineage: Eukaryota; Metazoa; Arthropoda; Insecta; Hemiptera; Aphididae
Exons: 4
Coding region: 1-633 (210 amino acids)
Source: RefSeq, a predicted model, not a curated record
AUGCAGAUAGGUAUUAAGCAUCAAAAUGAUUUGGCAGAAUUUAAUAAUUGUAUGAAAAAAAGACCAACAUAUUCUACAACAACGUCUCAUAAGCAACUUAAAUUAAGCGAGGUUGGUAAAGUUUACCCAAUCAAAAAGUUGGAUCAAGCUGAAUUUGAUAAGGCUACUUUAAGACUUAUAAUUGAUACGGUAUCACCCUUUUCAUUUGUCGAGCAUCCAGCUUUUGUAAAUUAUUGUAAAGUUACGUCAAAUAAGGUUCCUGCAUCACGUAGAAGUUUAAUGCGUGAUGUUGAAUAUUUGUAUAGUAAAAUGAUACACGAAAUGAUCAGUGAAUUAGAUACAGUUAACUAUGUAUGUAUUACAGCAGACUGUUGGAGCAUAUUCCAUAAAUCAUACAUAGGAUUUACUAUCCAUUGGAUUAAUCCUCAAACGCUUGAGAGAUGUUCAAAAGGACUUGCUUGCAGAAGAAUGAUAGGAAGGCACACUUACGAUAAUAUUGCUGAAUUAAUAGACAAAGUACUCGAUGAAUUUAAAAUUCAGAAUAAAACAACAUUAAUAGUCACUGACAAUGCAGCAAAUUUUGUCAAAACUUUUAGAAUAUAUAGUAAUGAUAAUGAUAAUGAUCUAAAUUAAUGCAUUGGUGAAUCUGAAGAAAAUGAAGUCUCUAUAGAAAUAACAAACACUCUGAAAGGUGAAUUAUCUGAUGUUGAUAACCUCAUAAGCAUAUCAUUACCCCCUCACCAACGGUG